AUGCGCCCAGUGGGUGUCCACGGAGGUGCUGAUGAUCACUGCGGUCCCGUAUACGACGGGACAAAGCGACAGGCUCGGGAGAGAGCGGCAUACACGGGCCCGGCUAUGCUGCAUGAUAAUUGUCUGGGAAAAAGCAACGAGGGCGUCAUUAUCUGCCCAUUAUUGUGUCUCCUCAAGGUCGGCGGCAAACUGCAGCUCCUCUUCUGUGUCUCUGAGGCACCAGCCCGACCGGAUCGAGGUCAACACCCGUGUGCCACUGUACCCGCAGCCAGCGAGACCCGUACGCCAAGCCAGUUCGAAAUGCCCAAGACAGCAAAGGGCACCGAACGGCUGGAAGGGCAGCUUGAUAGAACGCUGCCAUCAAGUAUGUACAUGGAGGAUUUCUCUAGUGACGGGUAG
Neurospora crassa OR74A is the source of this 399-nucleotide messenger RNA. RefSeq lists its product as hypothetical. Bases 1 to 399 code for a protein of 132 amino acids. NCBI's taxonomy places the organism in Eukaryota, Fungi, Ascomycota, Sordariomycetes, Sordariales, Sordariaceae. The transcript is spliced from 2 exons. The record is from RefSeq and is a predicted model, not a curated record.